Messenger RNA from Arctia plantaginis, 1344 nucleotides. The record is from the annotation of a GenBank genome assembly. Lineage: Eukaryota; Metazoa; Arthropoda; Insecta; Lepidoptera; Erebidae.
AUGGAACCUGGAGUAGAAAUAGAACUGAAAGCUUUAUCCCGGCAAAAACCGAUGAAUGAUAUAAUAGACCGUGGCGAUUCCAUCGUGCAACAGUUCUACAGCGGUGUCACGGUCUUCGUCACGGGAGGAUCCGGUUUUGUCGGAAAACAACUCAUUGAGAAAUUGUUCAGGUCGUGCGCCAUAAGAAAGAUGUAUUUGCUCAUGAGACCGAAAAAGAAGACAGCCAUUCAUGAAAGAUUGCACCAAAUCUUGAAAGAUCCAGUAUUUAACCUGGUGUAUGAGAAGAAUCCUCACUUUGCCGACAAGAUAGAGCCUGUAGAAGGAGAUGUGGCUAAGAUAAGACUGGGCAUAAAUGAUAAACAAUGGGGACAACUUACUGAAGAGGUAAAUGUGAUAUUCCACGUUGCAGCAACGACGAAAUUUAAUGCACCGCUUCGCGAUGCUACUUUCACCAAUGUAGUUGGCACCAGGGAAGCUCUAGCACUGGCCAGAGAAUGCUCCAAGUUGAAGAGCUUCGUGCAUGUGUCAACUGCUUUUAGUCAUGCCACGAAAGAUCGUGCUGGCAAGGAAUUCUUAGAACAGUUCUACCCAUCUCCCAUGGCCCCCAAUACCUUGAUACAGUUGGCGAAAAAUGUGGAUGAGGAAAGACUUAAUGGUAUAACUGAAGGUUUACUCAAUGGCUGGGCGAAUACGUACACUUUCACAAAAGCUGUUGCCGAAGAACUGAUCAGAAUCGAUGCUGGAGAUCUACCGAUAUGUAUCGUUCGACCACCAGUAGUGGCUCCCGCUUACUGCGAGCCUGCGCCGGGGUGGUUAGAUGUCUCUGCGGUAUUUGGACCUAGUGGAUUUCUCCUCGGACCGAUUUUGGGUGUAUUGCAUCUGUUUUUAGCUGAUAAGGAUUUAAAACUCUCAGUUACCCCAAUCGACAUAGUGAACAAUAUCACUAUCAUGGCUCCUUGGGAUGCGGCAGAGAGACGACGUAAUGGCGAAGCGAAUAUACCUGUUUAUAAUGCCACAAAUAAAAACUGUUAUGUUACUGUUGGUCUCGUUUGUGACACCCUAAUCGCUUCUCGACAUAAACUUUGCUCUCCUAAAGCUGUAUGGCAUUGCAGCGCUAUAGCCACGAAGAACGAUAUUCUGUACCGGAUCCUUGCCUUGUUUCUACAUUACAUUCCUGCCUAUCUGUUAGACAAAGUCUUAGACAUAUUGGGAAAGAAGCCGGAAAAUAUAAAAUCUUUCGUAAAGCUCUAUAAAAAGAUAGAUGAUUGUUUUUGGGAAGAUGGAGGAGGAGUAUGGGGUCCCAGUACACCGGUUUUCUGUGAGACCGUGGCGUGGCGCCUAUAG